AAUCAUUCCUCCCUCAACAACAUUGACGCUCGGUCCUACAGUGAUUGAACCCGAAACCAUUUCCGAAGAUCGGGAAUCGCCAUAUAUUUAUUUAAGCAAGAGAAGGACUUCGUUGGCCCGAACAUGGAAGCAGCAUUGAAGACCUUCUUCUCCUCGGCACGGUUCGCUGUCGCAGGAGCUAGCUCUGACACCUCUAAAUAUGGGCACAAAGUCUUCGUGUGGUAUCUGACUCACUCUCUCCCCGCUACGCCCUUGAAUCCUCGGGCGCCUAGUAUUACCGUAGGGGCGAAAUCCUACGACACCGUUGCCUCACCCUCUGCGCUUGUUGACGCUCAAAACACAUCUUUGUCUAUCAUCACUCCUCCGGCGGUGACGAUGGCGCUGUUGAAGGAGGCCAAGGAGGCGGGCGUCCCCGCCGUCUGGCUCCAGCCAGGGAGCUUCGACGCGGAAAUCAUCGAGUACGCUCGAAAGGAGUUCAAAGCUGCGAUUGCGGGUAUGGACGGAGGGACUUGGGGUGAUGAGGGCUGGUGUGUGCUGGUUGAUGGCGAAAGAGGGUUGAAGACGGCCCACCGACAUUGGGAGCGGGCGAACAUCUAGGCGAGAUAGAUGAGUGUCUGAGGGCGGAGGAUUCUGGCGACAGAGUUCCUCUAAGCCCUAGUUCAGGAAGAUGUAUCAGGAUUCAUUAACCUGACGUUCUACGUUAUGUAAUAUUCGGGUUACAUCCCACAUAUACGACCUUUCGUGGGUUUCCAAACUUGUUUUCGAGGACAACGAGAGACUACCUGCAUCGAAAAGUCACCUCUAGGAGUGGAGGGAACACUGCUUCUGAGACUGAGACCUUCCCAGCCCGCCAGUAAGUCACAAUCAUGGACGAUAAGAUGAGGAAAGCCUCUUUCAUAGACCCUAAGCCUAGAAUGAAUCAAUGAAUAUAAUGCUCACCUCGCC
Molecule: messenger RNA, 945 nt
Organism: Eremomyces bilateralis CBS 781.70
Lineage: Eukaryota; Fungi; Ascomycota; Dothideomycetes; Eremomycetales; Eremomycetaceae
Product: NAD(P)-binding protein
Exons: 2
Coding region: 124-597 (157 amino acids)
Source: RefSeq, a predicted model, not a curated record